Paramecium sonneborni is the source of this 2964-nucleotide messenger RNA. The record is from the annotation of a GenBank genome assembly. Lineage: Eukaryota; Ciliophora; Oligohymenophorea; Peniculida; Parameciidae.
AUGAAUUCUUCUAUUCAAAUACCACAAAAUGAUGAUAUUACACAAAAUAAAAUGAAAGCACUAGAACUUAAUGCAAAUUAAUUUCAAGCAUAAUUGAAAGUAUCUUAAUACAAUUAUUAAGCCUCUUUUUUAAGAGAAUACUAAGUUAAAAUAACAUGUCAUUGGUCUUAACUUCUAUAUUGAAGAAAGAAAAUUGUAACUUAGUAAUUUAAUCAAUGAUACUGGACCUAAUGGAGAAGAUAGAGUUUUGAUUAAGGCAGUUGCUGAUUUUAAAUAAAUAUGUGAUCUUUUAGAAGGUAUUUAAUUAAAUAAUUUAUUAGAGGAAUUACUUAGGCUUAAUAAAACUAUUGUUGAUAACACCAACGAAAACUCAAAACUAUAAAUCAUCAUAAAAUAAUUAAAAGACAAAUCAUAAUAAGAAACAGAUCGAUUUUUUUAAGAAAAAUAAUCAUUUAUUGAUUAAAAUCGUCGUUUGAGUGAAUAUCAUAAAUAAGAGUCACUUAAUUGGGAAUCAAUUUAAAAUAGAAUGGUAUAUAUUUGAUUAUCUAAAAUAUAGUAAAUGAAAAUUGAGGACUUAUGUUCUUAGAUUUUUUAAUUAGAAUUCAUUAUAAGUAAGACCCAUAAACAUUAUAAAUCUUAAAUAGAGGAGAAAUCUCUUAUUAUGAAUCAUGUAGUGAGAUAAUUAAAUUUAGAAAAGGAAGAAUUGAUGGAAAAUUUUGAAGUUGAAAGAAGAUCAUACUUAUAAUAAUUAGAAAUUUUUAGUAAAAAAUUGAAUGAGAAUAAAACAGCAUUAAUUAAUGAAUAUGAGUAUAAGAUCUAAUCUUAAAGAAUGAAAUUAGAAUCCUAAAUUUAAAAAUUAAUGGAAGAUUGUUAGGAUUAUAGAAAUUAAUUUUUGAAUACAAUUGAAAGUAAUAAAAUACUAUAAUUGUAAAUUGAAAGAUACAUUCCUUAAAUUGCUACUUUAGAGAAAGAUAUUUAAGAUUAAAAAUAUAAAGUUUUUCUUAGUGAAGAAAUUAUAAGAACAAAAGAAGCUUAAAUAUUAUAAUAAGAAAAAGAAAUCAAUUAAUUAAAGUAUUAAUUAUAAAUUAUUUAGUGAAUAGAUUAAAAAACUCAAUUUAGAAAAAGCAUAAUUAUUAAUAAAAGAUUAAUAAAAAAGAUAGGGAUCUAUAAUAUAAUAAAAUAAAACUUAAUCUCCAGAUAAAGCUAUUUAAUAAAAUAAGAAUUCAUAGCAUUAAAGAUAGAGUAUUAAGUAUAGAGAUUAGAUUAAGUAUCCUAUUUCAGAUUCUUAAAUAAAUUCCACUUUAAAAAAAAAAAAUACUUAAAAAGAUGAAAAUACAUUUGAAGAAACAACUAUUGAAUAAUAUGUAGAAAAUAAUAAAUAAGAAAUUCUAUAAUCAAUUUAAUAAUCUAAACAAUAGUCAAGAUCUUCAUCUGUAGAUGAAUUAAAUAAUUCUCAGCUUCCCUUAAUAAAGAUUGUAAAUAAUGAAACAUAAAAAUCCAUCAAUACUGACUAUAUUUAAAUAAUUUAAACAGAAAAUAAUCUCUCUUUAUAAACAACACAAAAAGCAUGGAUUUUACAAAAUGAUGCUGAAGUUUAAUGCAAUUUAAUUGAUUUCAUUAAUUCAUCUAUAAUUUCAACUUAUGAGUAAUAAAUUACUAAAUUAAAUAAUGAGCUUCAUUAAUUAAAAAAUGAAUAUGAAAUUCAAUUAAAAUUGAAAGAAGAUUAAAUAAAUGAAAUUUAUGAAUAAAUUAAAUCUUAAAAGUCUAUUUUAGAAUAAAAUUAAGAAUAAUAAUUAAAAGAUAUCUAAAAAUAAUAGUAAGAUAUCCUAAAAUACUAAGAAGAUGAUCUAAUAUAAAAAGAAAAUACAAUUAAAUAAUUAGAAUUGGUAAUAAAUGAAAAAGAUGUAAAAAUUUAAAAAUGUCUUGAUUAAGAAAAUAUAUAUAGGGGUAUGAUUGAAUAAUUAAAUGAAAAGCAUAGAUAAUCAGGAUUUAGUAAAAAUGAGCUUAUCCUAAAAUUUUAGGAUGAUAUGAAAUAAAUGGAGAACGAACAUUAGAUUGAAUACAAAAGACUUUUAGAAGUAAAUGAAAAAUUAAAGGAAAUGCAUUAAUAAGAAAUAUAAAAUUUAAAUAAUUAGCAUCAAUUAGAUUAAGAAUAAUUGAUACAAGAAAGAACAAGAUUAGAAGAUUAAAAAGUUGAACAUGAAUAUUAUAUUAGAUCUACUAAUGAUCUUUUAGAAUAAGCAAAAUCUAAAGAAUUUUUAUUAGAUAAUUAUAGAAGAGAAUUAUUAAAGACUAAUGAAAUUGUCAAGUAUCUUUCUUUAGAAAUUGAGAAUUUUAAGAAAAUAAAUAAUAUUUUUAGAUCUAAAAAUGAUCAUUCAAAUUAUAACUUUCUAUAUAAUGGUAUGGGGUUUCUUCCAACUGAAGUUUAAGAUAAGAUAAAAUAAAAAAUGAAUAAAGUUAAACAAAAAAAUUAAUCAAACAAUAUUUUGAAAGAUGCUUAUGCCAUGAAUUUUUAAUUAUAAAAAGGCACUAAAAUGAAAUAUGCAAAGCUAGUUUCAAUGAAUGCAAAAAAUUUAGAUUAAAAAUAAUUAAAGUUUUUAUUACUUUUAAUAAUUUUAGAUAAGAAAUAAAAUUUAAAUUAGAAACAUUCAAUGAACUUAAUGAAUCCUUGCCAAAAAUCAAUCCAAAGAAUUUUUAAGAAUGCGCACGUACAAAUUCAGACCGCAAAUUAAAUUAGAUUAAUAAAAAUCUUCGUUCAAGUAUUUAAUAGAAUAUUUUUAAGAAACGUAACAGGAAGAUUACAUGAAUAGUGAUUCAAAUAGAAUGAUAUAAGAUAUCAAUUAGAGAGAAUUAAUGUUAAUAUAGAGCAGCUAACAAUUACUGUCUCAAAUUAAUUCUUAAACUAUUAAUAAAAAAAAUUUUAAUUUAAUAAAAAAAAACAACCAAAGUACUUCAAGAAUUUGA